Nannospalax galili (Upper Galilee mountains blind mole rat) is the source of this 1594-nucleotide messenger RNA. RefSeq names its product histone H3.1. The transcript has 2 exons. The record is from RefSeq and is a predicted model, not a curated record. Lineage: Eukaryota; Metazoa; Chordata; Mammalia; Rodentia; Spalacidae. The coding region runs from base 11 to 421 and encodes 136 amino acids. Gene Ontology annotation, cellular component: nucleosome. Gene Ontology annotation, molecular function: DNA binding; protein heterodimerization activity; structural constituent of chromatin.
GUGUGUCUCCAUGGCUCGAACUAAGCAGACGGCUCGCAAGUCUACCGGCGGCAAGGCCCCGCGCAAGCAGCUGGCCACCAAGGCCGCCCGCAAGAGCGCGCCGGCCACUGGCGGCGUGAAGAAGCCGCACCGCUACCGGCCGGGCACCGUGGCGCUGCGCGAGAUCCGGCGCUACCAGAAGUCCACCGAGCUGCUGAUUCGCAAGCUGCCGUUCCAGCGCCUGGUGCGCGAGAUCGCGCAGGACUUCAAGACCGACCUGCGCUUCCAGAGCUCGGCCGUGAUGGCACUGCAGGAGGCCUGCGAGGCCUACCUGGUGGGGCUGUUCGAGGACACCAACCUGUGCGCCAUCCACGCCAAGCGCGUCACCAUCAUGCCCAAGGACAUACAGCUGGCGCGCCGCAUCCGCGGGGAGAGGGCGUAAAUUAUCCUGAUGUCAUGCCUCAUUUUGUAGGCCAAGCUGGCCUGAAACUUAAGACAAGAAUCCUCUUGCCCCAGUCCCCCAAGACCUCCCAAGUCCUGGUAUGGUUUAUUAUAAGAUCUCUUGUGAGUUUUCAAUUAUGUUUUGGGAAAGAAACCUGGAGGAAAUCCGUGUGAAAUAAAUCAAAAUGUGGCAGGAAGGUAGCCAUGAUUUUAAAGUUUGUGAAAUGCAUACGUUCUCUUUUCUACAAAAUAUUUAAAUGGUGAAGAAAAAUUCCAAUCUUGAGGAAUAAAAAUAAGCUGAAGUCUAUCUAGGUUUGGCUGCUUUGCCUACCCUUUCCAGAGCUCCUUAAUAGGUCACAUAGUAUGUCGGUCACUCUCGCUUCUGAAGAGGUCAAGCAAUAUGUUGUCCACUUUAGGUUACUGUACAGAGCUUUUCACUGGCAAGAAAGACUUUGUAUGUUUGUUCUGAGGCAAAGUCUCAUGUAGUUCAAUGUUCCAGGUUGCACUCAACUGGAUGUGUAGCUGAGAAAAUUCUUGAAAUCCUAAACUUGCCUCCAUUGCCUAAUUAGUUAGGAUUACGGGUGUGGCCCCACCAAGCCUAGUUCAAGAAAGGCUUGUCAAAAGAACAUUUUAAUUUUUUUCUCAAAAAGAACAGCUUUGUGGUUUGUUUUAUUAUACAUCUGAAUAAAUCUCAUGAUCUGCAUUAUCAUGCUGGUACAAAAAUACUGUACAUUUUCCCCUCCACAGCAAGCCUCAACUUCUCUCCAUAAUAAAGUUCAUCUCCCCUCCACAGCAAGCCUUAUCACCUCCCAUUCUAAUCUCUUUGCCUUAUUUAUGUUCUUAAAUUCUUUCGAACCUCUAUAACCUUCAGUCUUCAAUACAGAAAUCAACUUCAAAGUCAAUAUCCAACUAUUCUAACAUAUUGGUCUGUCUGCAUCCAAAGUGCAACAAUACCUAUACUGGUACAUCUUGAUGGCUGACCUAAGACCAUGCACCAUGGUGCUGAUUGCUAAGUGUUCGUGGAGUGCUUUGAAAACUUUACUAGUCAUCUCAACAAGGAGUGCCUUUGAGGACUGAAUGAAGAGUCUGGAUAAUUUUCUGUAUGUUUUAUAAAUUUUCUAAAGCAAAUUAUCUACAUUAAGUGUCUUUCUGUCUCUAAAUCUGCCCAGGAAAU